Prorocentrum cordatum is the source of this 1720-nucleotide messenger RNA. Lineage: Eukaryota; Dinophyceae; Prorocentrales; Prorocentraceae. The record is from the annotation of a GenBank genome assembly.
CAUCAGCGACACCCUUGUGCGCACGAUUCAGCAACGUGUCAAGUUCAUCGAGGCCCAAGUGGGUGCUGGACUCGACCAGCACGCGCUCCUGACCGACCAGUGUACUGCACUAGCCGUUGCCAUUAGGGGCACCGUCGGGUUGACUGUCGACGCCGCGACGGAGGUGCAGACUGAGAUCAACGCAGGCCCCUGGACCCCCACUCAGAAAGUACAGCUGGCCAAUGCCUUGUCGGAAGCCGUAGCGUCGCUGUCGGCCAUUGCUCCUUCUGGUGGCAGGGCGCAGCAGCACGCGAUCAGCAUCCAUAUGUUCUUCGCGGCGAAGGAUUGGAAAGUCUUCGAUGACACGAGAGUGACCAUAGAGGUCAAACUGGAGAUCUGUGCGAAGCGCCUUCAUCGUCUCGGCGUCAGCUGCCCUGGGGAGAAGCUGCAGGCGCGCUGCAUCGCCAUGCUAUUGUUGUCGGGGGUGCCAGAAGACUCUCCGACGUACACUCCACAAGGCAAGAAGAACCUUUGCGCGAAGUUGAAGGCCAUGGUGAAAUCCUUGGACGCUGCUCAGAGGUAUGCUGGUGAGCAUCGCAAGAUCUUCCCGACCGAUCCGAGCCACUUGCCUCAGAGCGCCCUUGCCCACGCCUACGACGUUGACGACCCCGCCGUGGUCCCCCCGAACCUCGACUUCAUGAAACUCGAGCAGGAGUGCGGGGUACAGGGAUGCAGGGGCAACCACAAGACGAUGAAGAGCACGCCCGCUGCACCAACCACGCCUGCAUCGACCACGCUUGCGCUUGCUGGCUCACCGAGUGGGAGCAUGAUGAACCCGAUGCAAAUGUUUGCGCACUUCGCGCAGCAGAUGGGCCAAAUGAUGGCGCAGCAGUCCGCCAGACAGGAAGGCGAGGUCCCCAUCGACAUCCUGAGGCCCUCGCCCUCCCAGAGGAACGGGGGGUGCCGCUCUAGGUCCAGGAGCCACGACACCCUCAGCGCAGCCGCGAUUCCUUUGCGCGGAGCGAGCGACUCACAAGACUUGGCAGGUGUGCCGAGUGAGUCUCCCGUCGAGGAGAGCGCCGUGGUUACCGCGCCUUCGGCUGCUGCUGCGACCUCGACUCCGUCUCCAGUGGCAGCUCUAGUUCCGUCUCCGCUGGCACCUAUAGCGCCUGCUGAGCAACCAGAACUUGCACUCGCAGCCGCACCAGUUGACCUAGCGGGUGGAGCCUCUGACGACGAGGCUGGGGAGCUCGAGCGCAGGAUGCUCGCGGCGGCGGAGUCCGCUGGCAGCCACCUCAACAUCAAGUCCAAAGGCAAGAGCGCAGGGAAGGGCAGAGGGAGAGGCAAAGGUACUGCCGCAGACUCUGGCAAGGGAGCGCCCAAGAGCAAGGGGUCGGUCAUUGGCAAGGGUAAACCCAAAGCCAAAGCCAAGGCUGCGGCCAAGGCUGCGGCCAAGGACAAGCCCAAGGCUGCGGCGAAGGCCAACAAGGACAAGACCAACAGCGUGCCUCCGUGCGGCAUAAUCACAGCGAAGAGCGGGGUCCGCAUCAAUUUCAAGAGCUGGAUCGACCCAGACAACUGCCAGAACUACAGUUGCAAGAACUCUUACUGCUCGAGUGCCUACAAAGGUGCACAGGCGAUUGCGACAUCCAAGGACCUCUCAGAUUCCGACGCCAUUGAUAUUGCCAGGAUGGCGUACAAGGUAGCUGGGCACGUGUGGAACGAGAAGUUCAAGAAAUAG